AAAAAAGGGGGCGUUUUGGGGGUGUUCUGAGAGAGAGAGAGAGAGAGAGCAAGCGUUAGAAGGUCACAAACUGCACUGCAGUCCAAUUCCCAUUCUAACAUUCCUUUGUUAUCUUACAUUCAUCAUUUGCUUGUGACUUCACAUCAACCCUAAUCCAUGUUCUCAUUUUCAUGAUUUCAUCCUCACUUUCUCCCCCGCUAAUGCAACUUCCUUUUCCCACACCAACAUCACUUCGAUUAUUUAUACACAACCGUACCAACUGUCCAUUUCACCUCCUUUUUCCGCCCCCUCACAAAAUUCUCUCUCGGUCUUUUCCACUAAUACAAGCAAAGCAGGCUUAACCUUUUUAUCUUUUGUUCUCUCGCUAAUUUUUUCUUUUAUAUUUCCAGACCCAAUUUUAUUUUCUGGGUUCCUGUGCUCUCGUUGGGAUCUGCUUCAUAAUGGGUUUCUCUCCUCCAGGAACAAUCUGGAUUGGCUCUUGUGAGUCUUCCAAUGCUCCGUCUUCGUCCUAUCUAGUUGCAGAUCACUCCUGUGACUACAAGCUCAAAUUUAGGACCAUUCUGAGAAAAAUGAUCUGGAAGCUUGGCUUUGCCUGCGUUACCCUGCCUCGACGCCGGCCAAUCUUGCGUAAAAACGACGGCGACGGAUAUAGAAAGACGAAUCUAGAGCACAACAAGGCGUGGUUGCUUGCGGAGUCUGGUGGAUGUGGAGCAGAAGCGACGAAUGCUGACCCACAAUCUGUUCACUCGUCUUUCCGUUUCAGUUUCUGUUCACAGGUUGAGCUCGAAUCCUCGAGCAUGCAUUCUUCCGCUGCUGCAACCGUUUUGAUGGUUAAUCUGGACAAUGGAAUGCAUAAUUCUGGGGCUCGAGAGCAGAAAUGGCGGAGGAUGGAGACCUUGGAAAAAAGCAUAUCCCCUGUUGCCAACACUUUGAUCAGGUUCAACUACGGUGAAAUUAUAUGUGCUACUCGCAAUUUCUCCAAAGGCAGGGUAUUGGGGAGAGGGGCCUUGAGCUGUGUAUUUAGGGGCAGAGUUGGGCUUUUGAGGACUGCUGUAGCUAUCAAACGAUUGGACAAGGAAGACAAGGAAUCUGCAAAGGCGUUCGGUAGAGAACUGAUGAUUGCCAGUUCUCUUCAUAACCCAAACGUUGUUCCGCUUGUGGGUUUUUGUAUUGACCUGGAGGAGGGUUUAUUUCUGGUGUACAAAUAUGUCUCCGGGGGCAGCCUAGAACAUCAUUUGCAUGAAAGGAAGUUUGUGAAGGGUAGUUCACCACUUCCCUGGUCUGUGAGGUAUAAAGUUGCGAUUGGAAUUGCGGAAGCCAUGGCUUAUCUGCAUAACGGAACUGAAAGAUGCAUUGUUCACAGAGACAUUAAACCCUCAAACAUUCUCCUUUCCUCUAAAAAGACACCCAAGUUAGGCGAUUUUGGAUUAGCUACAUGGACUUCUGCACCUUCAGUUCCUCUCCUCUGCAAAACAGUCAAGGGAACAUUUGGUUAUUUGGCUCCUGAGUAUUUCCAACAUGGAAAAGUAUCUGAUAAGACUGAUGUUUAUGCUUUCGGAGUUGUUUUAUUAGAACUCAUAACUGGCCGGAAGCCAAUAGAAGCAGAAAAGCCACCAGGAGAGGAGAACUUGGUCUUAUGGGCUAAACCCUUGUUACAGAAAGGGAAGGGAGCCAUCGAAGAGUUGCUGGAUCCUCAACUCAAGUGCAGUUUGAGAUGCUCAAAUCAGAUGGCUCAGAUGGUUGAAGCAGCAGCUGCUUGUGUUACAAAUGAAGAAUCUCGGAGACCUGGGAUACAAGAGAUUAUUGCAAUACUGAGAGGUCAAGAAGAGCGUGUCUUGCUUAAAAGGAAGAAGUCUGGUCUACUUGGGAAUGGGUUGGGAGUUGAUUGCUACCCUCAACUACAACAAACAAAUAACGAGAUGAGAAGACACUUGGCUCUGGCAAUGCUAGGAGUUUCAGAGUUCGAGGAUGAUGAGUAUCUAUAUGGUCGUUGAAAGUUUCAACUUGAAACACGACAAGCUUUUAACAUAAUUGGUUUUUUCCCUGGUUCAAUGUGUUAGAUGUGAAAAUCUUGAAAUUGUAAAUAGAAAAUGAAAACUUGUUUCGGGUGUA
Prosopis cineraria is the source of this 2112-nucleotide messenger RNA. Its product is annotated as probable serine/threonine-protein kinase PBL7. Gene Ontology annotation, molecular function: protein kinase activity; ATP binding. The transcript has 6 exons. Bases 441 to 1994 code for a protein of 517 amino acids. NCBI's taxonomy places the organism in Eukaryota, Viridiplantae, Streptophyta, Magnoliopsida, Fabales, Fabaceae. The record is from RefSeq and is a predicted model, not a curated record. Gene Ontology annotation, biological process: protein phosphorylation.